Vitis riparia (riverbank grape) is the source of this 2119-nucleotide messenger RNA. RefSeq lists its product as uncharacterized. The record is from RefSeq and is a predicted model, not a curated record. The coding region runs from base 609 to 1817 and encodes 402 amino acids. Lineage: Eukaryota; Viridiplantae; Streptophyta; Magnoliopsida; Vitales; Vitaceae. The transcript is spliced from 16 exons.
GCCACUCACACCCAACACCCCCCGCCAGGGUCCCGCAUAACGCCAUCGGCCAUUCGUCAACCAAUCGGGCAGCUAGCAUUCCCUCAUCAACCAUCAAAACCUCCAAUCCCAUUACAGCGGACAAAAACAUAAGAGGGGUCUCCCAUGUUGAACACGACUCAAGAGGAACCUGGUUCCCGAAUUUUCUGGGAAAUCCCACCGUUAUGAUCCUUGUUUUCUCCGUUUUUCCUUCUUUCGGUCACGAUUUUGUUUUUGUUUUUCGGAAGCGGUUUUUUGGUUGCUCGGACAUUGAGACUUGUAUUUCUCGUGAUCUGCGCUACAGCAGCCUUUGAUUUGCGGGUUCCGUUCUAGGGUUGCUUUCUCUUCCACGAGGGGAGUGGAGGAGGAGCAAUUCUAUUCUACAUGAUGUUUUGGGAAGGGCAGAGUGAUUGUCCAACAUGAAAACUUACCUUUACAAGUGCUCUGUGGUUAAUUUCCACUCAUAAGAGCGUCUAUUUCAUUUUUGGAGCACUGGAAACUACAAAAUUGAUUGCCACGUUGAGCGGUUGUUGCUUGCUAGGUUGCGGCAUCUAUUUUUGUGACUGUAGAGUUGGAAGACUCAGACUACAAUGGGAACCCCUCUGCGAGGUUUAAGAAAACCAAAUGAGACAAUGAGGCUUAUUGUAACAGCAUUUAUAGGCGUUGUGGUUGGCUUCUUUUUAGGAGUGUCUUUUCCAACACUCUCAUUGACUAAGAUGAGCCUCCCAUCCAGCCUUUUUCCUUCCAUUGAUCUAAAUUACCUUGAAGACAAGUACUCAGGUCUCUCAACCCAAGCACUGUUGAAUGUUUGGUCUUCACUAAAGCGUAAUAGAGGCACCGCUUCCCACUUUUACAAAUUUAAUGAAACAAAGAUUUGGGUCCCAACAAAUCCUCGAGGUGCUGAAAGACUACCCCCGGGUAUCAUUGUAUCUGAGUCAGAUUUCUAUCUUCGUAGAUUGUGGGGUUUGCCCAGUGAGGACUUAAGCAUUAAACCAAGGUAUCUUGUAACCUUUACUGUUGGCAUUGCUCAGAAAAACAAUAUUGAUGCGGCAGUAAAAAAGUUCUCAGAAAGCUUUACCAUUCUGCUAUUUCAUUAUGAUGGUCGGGUGAGCGAAUGGGAUGAGUUUGAAUGGUCGAAACAGGCUAUCCAUGUGAGCGUUCAGAAGCAAACCAAAUGGUGGUAUGCCAAGCGGUUUUUGCAUCCUGACAUUGUGGCACCCUAUGACUACAUAUUUAUGUGGGAUGAAGACCUUGGGGUGGAGCAUUUUGAUGCAGAAGAAUACAUAAAAUUAGUACGGAAGCAUGGUUUGGAAAUAUCACAACCUGGUUUAGACCCACAGAGUAAAGGGUUAACAUGGCAGAUGACAAAGAAGAGAGAUAACAGUGAAGUUCACAAGGAAACACAAGAGAGACCUGGCUGGUGCACUGAUCCACAUUUGCCACCAUGUGCAGCCUUUGUUGAGAUCAUGGCUACUGUGUUUUCUCGAAAUGCAUGGCGUUGUGUUUGGCAUAUGAUUCAGAAUGACUUGAUUCAUGGAUGGGGAUUAGAUUUUGCUCUAAGGAAAUGUGUAGAGCCUGCUCAUGAGAAAAUAGGAGUUGUAGACGCCCAGUGGAUUCUACAUCAAAGUGUUCCCUCACUUGGGAACCAGGGGAAAGCAGAGGGUGGGAAGGCACCAUGGGAAGGGGUGAGGGAAAGGUGUAGAAAAGAAUGGACAAUGUUUCAAGACCGAAUGGCUGUUGCAGAGAAAGCCUACUUUGAGGCAAUGAAAAUCGAUCCGCCCAAUUCCACUGCUACUUAGGGGGACAACAUUUACAAGCACAAAACUUUGUAGUAUUAUCCGUGUCAUCGUCUCAGCAUCUUACCACCAUUGUGUAGCUUCAGAAUUAUACUUGUUCUGCAGUAAUCAAUAAUUUUUCCUUUUUUUUUUCUUUUGUGGGGGGUGGGGCUUGUAUUGGGUUAGGUCAACUUGUAGCUCUAGAAGCAAAGAAGAGAAGCCACUUGUCAUUAGUUACAAUGACAUAAUGAAUGUUAUUACACGUUUAAUUUAUAUUGCUAAUGUUAGUUUAUUGGGAUCAGAUGAGGGUAUCCCAAAAUGUAGCA